Diatraea saccharalis (sugarcane borer) is the source of this 1590-nucleotide messenger RNA. NCBI's taxonomy places the organism in Eukaryota, Metazoa, Arthropoda, Insecta, Lepidoptera, Crambidae. The record is from the annotation of a GenBank genome assembly.
AUGCUUGUGGAAAUAGUGAUAUUUUUACUCACUUUUGUGUUGGCAUAUUUCUAUUACACUUAUUAUAGGAUUCAUAAGUUCUUACGGCAGAAAGGUGUGAAGUUCAUACCCGGUCUCCCGGUGUACGGGAAUGCGUUGGAGUCGAUGAACAAUAGGAAACAUGUUAUCGAUGAAAUUGUUGAGAUCUACAAUGCUUUUCCUAAUGAAAGAUAUGUCGCGUACAUCGAAGCAUCCACCCCGAUUAUCCUGAUUCGCGAUCCAGAAUUGAUCAAAGCAAUAACCGUCAAAAAUUUCGAUUAUUUCGUGGACCAUAGACAGUUUUUCCCCGAAGUGGACAUAUUCGGGAUGAGUGUGUUUGGAAUGAAAGGUGACAGAUGGAGAGACAUGAGAACAACUUUGAGUCCAGCUUUCACUGGGUCUAAAAUGAGAUUGAUGCUACCAUCCUUGGUGGAGGUAGCCGGCUAUACAGUGGACUACCUGAAAGGUAAGGUAAAUUUGAUGAUUCUAGAGCAUGCUGGCGAAGAAAUUAACGUAGACGACCUCAUACGACGCUACACUAAUGACGUCAUCGCAUCCGUUGCUUUUGGCCUUCAGGUCAACUCUUACAAGGACAAAGACAACGAGUUCUUCCGCGUUGGUCGGGAUUUAUUUAAGUUCACAUAUUGGCAGUAUUGUGUCAUGUUUUUGUAUGCGCAAGCACCAUUUAUCGCAAAGAUGCUUCGAUUAAAAAUGUUUACAGGAAAGGGUGUUACAUUUCUCCGCGAAAUUGUUGUGAGCACAAUGGAAUACAGGGAAAAAAAUAACGUGGAGAGACCCGACAUGAUACAGCUGCUGAUGGAGGCAUCAAAAGGUACUCUUAAAGCAAGUCAAGUAAACAAUGAAGACAAUGUCGGCUUCGCUGCUGUCGAAGAAGAACUAAAACCUCAAGGCCAAACAAGGAAGUGGGAGAUGGAUGAUCUUGUCGCCCAAGUAUUUUUGUUCUUCACUGCUGGUUUUGAAACUACAGCUUCCUCUUUAGUUCUUUGUAUUCAUGAGUUGGCAUUAAAUGUUGAGAUACAAGAAAAAUUAUACGAAGAAAUUAAAAUUUUUAAGAAUACAAACGAUCUGACUUAUGAGAGCAUUGGAAAACUGAAGUAUUUGGACUGUGUUUUGAAUGAAACCCUCAGAAAAUGGAGUGCGGCCAUAAUAAUGGAUAGAGAAUGUAUCAAACCUUAUGAACUACCACCACCACAUGAAGGUGGGAAGCCUUAUCGACUUAAUCCCGGUGAUUUGGUGUACAAUAUGGUUAAUGCCAUUCAUCUUGAUUCAAAGUACUAUCCAGAACCGAUGAAAUUCAAUCCAGAGAGAUUCUCCGAUGAAAAUAAGCAUAACAUAGCACCGUUUACUUUCAUGCCUUUUGGAAUGGGACCUAGAAAUUGUAUUGGGUCUAGAUUAGCUUUGAUGGAGUUUAAGGUGCUUUUAUUCAAUCUGAUCUUGAACUUUAAGAUAGUGAAGACUGAGAACACUAGCACCACCCUGCGAUUGAAGCCCGAGGGCUUCCUAAUAAAGAUGGACAAGGGGACUUUUGUCAAAUUUGAACAGAGACAGUAA